AUGGCCAUCCUCUACCCUGUGCAUCUCCCCUGCUGCCCCGUCCGUCGGGCAGCUCUCACUGCUGGCAGGAAAGGGCGUUUCUUUAAGUGGACAUCACCUCCAGAAGCCAUUGAACGCUUUAAAUCUCAAGAAAUACGGUUUGGUCCACCUCAGUUCUAUGAAUUUUGUAGGCUGUGCAACUUCUCUUCCCUCCAUGAGUUACAUAAGUUCAGCUCUGAUCGAGCUCUGGAGGGAUGUGAACGCUGGAUGUCUGUGACGUUAAGUGCUUCAGAUGGCUACAUUGUGCUAUUGCCAGGAGAUGAGUUAUAUCCAGAAGAUCCAGAUUAUACAGGAGAAAAGAAAAUAGUCAUGUCAACAGAUAAGAAGGUUGAAGAUGUCAUGAAAGAGGGUAGUGUAUUUCACAGGAUGAUAAUAAAAAACAUCAACAAUCUUGCUGUCUAUGUUAAUAUUCAAGCAAAAUACAAACAUAUUAAUCCAUUGAUGAUAAACUCUGCUUGUUCAGAUUACAGUAGCAAAUUAUAA
Messenger RNA from Apaloderma vittatum (bar-tailed trogon), 522 nucleotides. RefSeq names its product nudix (nucleoside diphosphate linked moiety X)-type motif 19 (gene NUDT19). Gene Ontology annotation, cellular component: mitochondrion. The record is from RefSeq and is a predicted model, not a curated record. The transcript has 3 exons. Gene Ontology annotation, molecular function: hydrolase activity, acting on acid anhydrides, in phosphorus-containing anhydrides. Bases 1 to 522 code for a protein of 173 amino acids. NCBI's taxonomy places the organism in Eukaryota, Metazoa, Chordata, Aves, Trogoniformes, Trogonidae.